This is a messenger RNA of Magnolia sinica, 2552 nucleotides long. Its product is annotated as factor of DNA methylation 5-like. The transcript has 8 exons. Gene Ontology annotation, biological process: gene silencing by siRNA-directed DNA methylation. The coding region runs from base 359 to 2245 and encodes 628 amino acids. The record is from RefSeq and is a predicted model, not a curated record. Lineage: Eukaryota; Viridiplantae; Streptophyta; Magnoliopsida; Magnoliales; Magnoliaceae.
CCAUAGCAUCUCUCCAUCAUCUCCCUUUUUUUUAUCUUCUUCCAACGUAUGCCCAAAACCCCACCAAACCCUAGCUUCUGCCCUUUCUCUCUCUCUCUCUGCCCUGCAUUUCCCCUGCAUUUCCCUUCAUUUCUCUCCUACCUCUCUUCAAAGGACUUCUCUGGCCAUAAAAGCUCUACUUCUCUUCGAUUUCUUCUUAUUUUCGCUCUUCAUUUCAUUGAUUUCUCGCAUUUCCACGGAAUUUCAACGUUUGAUCGCCUUCGAGAAGGAUCCUGAGAUCGUACUCGCAGAAUCUCCGUCCCAGCUACGGAGAAUCAGAUCAUCUGAAGUGCAAGACCACAGUUUACUUGCAAGUGUGAUGGAUUGCACUUCGGAAGAAGAUUCUGAAAUAAGCGAGUCUGAAAUAGCUGACUUUGAAAUGAAAAUAUACAACCAACUGAAGAAUGGAAAGCAUAAAGUUAGAUAUUCUGAUGUCAUUUUUAGAUGCCCUUUCUGUAUGGGCAAGAGAAAACAAGAUUAUCGGUAUAAAGAUCUCCUUCAACACGCCACAGGUGUAGGUGCCUCUAAUCGAAGGGGCAAAGAAAAGGGAAACCACUUAGCAUUGGCGAGGUUUUUGACCACAGAUCUAGCUAAUGGAGGACUACCGCAACCAACUGUCAAGGCGGAACCUCCUACUAAGAUCGAGCACGAUGAUCAGUUUGUCCAUCCUUGGAUGGGCAUAAUUGUGAACCUCCCAACUGAGUUGAAGGAUGGCAAAUAUGUUGGGGAAGGCGCAUCAAAGCUGAAGGAUCAGUAUUCUAAGUAUCACCCCUUAAAGGUUCAUGCACUGUGGAACUAUAGAGGCCACACAGGAACAGCCAUUGUAGAUUUCAGAAAAGAUUGGAGUGGAUUCAAGGAUGCUAUGGCAUUCGAAAAUUCCUUUGAAGCAGAUCGUUGCGGUAAAAAAGAUUGGCUUGAAAAGAAGAAUCAUGGAUCCACUGUAUUUGGGUGGAUUGCACGUGCUGAUGAUUACAAUGCCGAGGGUUUGAUAGCGGACCAUCUAAAAAAGAAUGGUGAUCUGAAAACAGUCUCUGCCCUAGAGAAAGAAGAGUCCCAGAAGAAUGAGAAACUUGUGAAAAAUCUUGCUAAUGAAAUAGAUGUGAAGAAUAAACAUCUCAAAGAGCUAGAGUGCAAGUAUAAUGAGACCAGUUUAUCCUUGAGCAAGAUGGUAGAAGAGAAAGACAAAUUACAUCAAGCUUACAAUGAAGAAAUGAGGAAGAUGCAGUGCAUUGCCCGUGAUCACUCUCGUAGGAUUAUUAUUGAGAAUGAAAGUCUGAAAUCUGAGUUAGAAAAUCAAAGGAGAGAGCUUGAAUGGCGGUGUAAAGAAUUAGAUAAGCGUGCUGCCCAUAGUGACAGUGAGAGGAGGAAACUCGUUGAAGAGAAGAAAAGGAAUGAUAUGAAAAACAGUUCUCUUCAAUUGGCAACUUUGGAGCAGAAAAAGGCUGAUGAGAAUGUCUUGAGGCUGGUAGAAGAGCAAAAGAGGGAAAAAGAAGCUGCUCUGAAUAAAAUACUUCAGUUGGAAAAGAAAUUGGACCAGAAACAGGCAUUGGAGUUGGAAAUUGAGCAACUGAAAGGGAAGCUACAAGUAAUGAAGCAUAUGGAAGAAGGCGACGAUGUGGCUAAGAAGAAGAUGCUAGAAAUGAUGAAAGACCUGGAAGAGAAAGAAGGAGAAAUGGAAGACCUGGAAAGUCUCAAUCAGGCUCUUGUGGUCAAAGAACGUAAGAGCAAUGAUGAGCUGCAGGACGCACGAAAAGAACUAAUUACUGGUUUGAAAGAGAUGUUGAGUGGCCGUGCAUUGAUUGGCAUCAAAAGAAUGGGCGAGCUUGAUGAAAAACCAUUCCAGGCGGCUUGUUCACUGAAGUUUUCAGGAGAAGAAGCACAAAUUAAAACGAUGGAGUUAUGUUCCCUAUGGGAAGACUAUAUAAAAAAUCCUGCAUGGCAUCCUUACAAGGUGGUCUCAGUUGGAGAUAAGCAGGAGGAAAUAAUAGAUGAGGAUGAUGAAAAGUUAAAGGAACUAAAGAAUGAGUGGGGUGAUGAGGUUUUCAAGUGUGUAGCUACAGCUUUGAUGGAGAUGAAUGAAUACAACCCUAGUGGGCGAUAUGCCAUACCGGAGCUAUGGAAUUUCAAAGAGGGAAGGAAGGCGACACUGAAAGAGGUGGUCCAAUAUAUACUAAAGCAAUGGAAAACUCAUAAACGCAAGAGAUGACAAGAUGAAGAUAAAAGAGAAAGAUGGCGAUGAUGUUAAGAUGCAAGAACAAGGAAACAAGUGUACAUGGCUAUGGAACUUGACUAGAAAGUAGGUGGUAGGACAGUCGUCGAAAUAUGAAGAAGAUGAUGAAGAUCAGGUUGGUAUUAGUAUUUCCACAUUUCUAUUCAAGCACUAUCUAGUUAAUCAAAAACCUGUUUCCACCUGCAAGUACCUAGGCUUCUUGCUUCCUGUUUUCUAAUCUGUUGCAUGCAUCUGCCACUGUUGCUGAUUGUAAAAUAAGAGGUUUCCUGCUCUGUUUUUCUUA